CAGAAUGACGUUCCCAACAUUAAUUUCCAAAUUACAACAGGUGUCACAGUCAUUGAGUGGAUGAGGGAUGAAUCCUAUUUUUUUUUUUCCACAAAUGGUCCUGAUGUGGUGCAACAUUUCACCAUGUUGAUCCUGUAACUGUGACAGCUUAACCGUACGAUGGUUGAGAAAUGUGAGGUGAUGGCACGAGACAUAGUGAAUUAUUCAAUUUGACUUAAGGCACAAUGUGUACUAGGAUAAGCUACUCACACUUAUCCUGUGUAGGCCUGCGUGGCUUUGAAAAAGACAAACUCAGUUGGAGCAAAGUUCAUCUGAGAUAAAAAAUAAAUGUGUCAAAGGGCACGCAAGCUCCAAGCUUUCACCAGUGCUACAGUGUAGUGCAGUAUAAGAUAGAUAAUUCUUCAAGAAGUGGUAACUUCUUGGACAUUUUUCUUGACCAUAUCAGACAAGUUUUGUUUAAGCUCUUUGAUACAGUACAACUUUACUUGCACUGUAUCAGAGACUGGACAUGCUCCUGAUAUGCUUGUACUUGUUAGACAUGUUUUGUGCAAACAAAGACGUCACAACUCGCACAAAAGCAACUGCUUUUACAGAGUUUUUUUGAGAUUUCAGUCAGGCUUUCACUGUGCUGGGUUCUAGCACAGGUGUUCAGUCAGGCCUAUUUGAUCAAUAUGCAGUGGAUUUUAUACAAUUAUCUUUUUAUUUAUACGUGCCUGUACCGUUUGUACUUUGCCUGCUCUCUUCAACAGUAAAUGAUUGUAGGAUAAGUGGGCAAAGGAUCGGUUUUCAGAAGGACGUCAACCAGGGCACUUGACACCCGUUGAAAAAAAUGUACCCAUAGUCCUCAUAUGAAGCUUGCUGUAGUGGGGUGUUGAUUAGUAUUCCAGUAUACGGUGGGCUUACCAACAUAGAGCGUGAGUCUGUGAAGGUAGAGUUACACAUUUUCUAAGGCAAGUCAGAAGGUAGGGAGGGGCUGCAUGCAAAUACCAAAGUGAAUAGUGGUUAGUUAUCGUUGCUAAUCAAUGAGUCUGAUAGACAGCAAAUGGUAAGAGAAUGAGGGAUCUGGCAGUCAGAAAAGGUAACAAUAACAAUGGUAAUGGAAUAAUGAGUGACACUAGGAGCAGCAAAAGAUCUGCUAUUUUCUUCAUCACACCUGAAUACGUUUUCAGAUGACCGUUAAUGACAAGAAACAACACCAGCAAGAAUGCAAGUUGUUAUUAAGACCAAAGGAGGCCACACAAAGUAUUAGGCUUUUUGGUUAUUAUGUGUGAAAAAGAACUAUUUACUUGUUUCAGUUUGUUAUUUGCCAAAUAAAUAGCAAUAAUGUUUCAGUUUUACACAGGUUAAGUGUUCUGAAAGAUUUCUACAACGUUUAUGUUUUCUCAUUUUUAUGACAGGUGGUCUAACAAACUUGUCAGUAAUCUAAUGUUUGAAUAACAGUGAAUCUGAACUUCAGCUGUGUAUUCUUCACCUUCCCUUCACCCAGUAUGGUUAGAGGCAACACACACGAGGCUAUGGGUCUGCACUUUGCCAUGUUCCUCCCAAGCCUGUACAGCAUGUGUGACCCUGAGCAGGCCAGGAAAUGGUUGCCUCUGGCAGAAUCCUUCCAGGCCGUGGGCACAUAUGCCCAAACUGAGAUGGGUCACGGCACACACCUCAGAGGGCUUGAGACCACUGCCACAUAUGACCCAGCCACACAGGAGUUUGUCAUGAACAGCCCCACUGUGAGCUCCAUCAAAUGGUGGCCUGGAGGACUUGGAAAGACUUCCAACCAUGCCAUAGUUUUGGCCCAGCUUUACAGUCUUGGAAACUGCCAUGGUCUGCACGCUUUCAUUGUACCCAUCCGUGACAUGAACACACAUAUACCCCUGCCAGGUAUUGUAGUUGGAGAUAUCGGCCCCAAGUUUGGCUUUCAUGAAGUUGACAAUGGCUACCUGAAAUUGGAGAACGUACGAAUUCCUCGGGAGAACAUGCUGAUGAAAUACUCCAAGGUGGAGCCAGAUGGAACCUAUCUGAAGCCACCAAGUGCCAAGCUGACCUAUGGCACCAUGGUAUUCAUCCGCUCCAUGAUCGUAGGCGAGUCAGCUCAGGCCCUUGCAAAGUCCUGCACCAUUGCCAUCCGCUACAGUGCCGUUCGUCACCAGUCUGAAAUCCGGCCGGGAGAGCCAGAGCCUCAGAUCCUCGACUACCAGGCGCAGCAGUACAAGCUGUUCCCUCUGCUGGCUACGGCCUAUGCCUUCAAAUUUGUUGGCCAGUACAUGAAGGAUACCUACCAUCGCAUCACUGAAGACAUCAACCAGGGGGAUUUCAGUGAGAUGCCUGAGCUCCAUGCCCUGUCUGCGGGUCUGAAGGCCUUCACCACGUGGGAAACCAACUCUGCCAUCGAAGUGUGCCGCAUGUCAUGUGGUGGCCACGGUUACUCGAGAAGCAGUGCCUUGCCGGACAUUUACGUCGAUUUCACCCCUACCUGCACCUACGAGGGCGAGAACACAGUCAUGAUGCUGCAGACUGCCAGGUAUCUGGUGAAAAGCUACCGACAGGCCAAAGCGGGCCAGCAGCUGAAUGGAAUUGUGUCAUACCUGAAUGAAGCACAGAGUCGGGGGGUGCAGCCGCAACCAGUCGCUGCUCGACCAACCGUGGUUGACAUUAAUGACCUGACCCGCCUGGUGGAAGUCUAUAAACUCCGAGCUGCCAUUCUUGUUGAGCUGGCAGCAAAGAGCAUCCAGCAGGAGUUGCAGCGCAGGAAGAGCAAUGAGGACGCCUGGAACAACAGCGCUAUCGACCUGGUCAGAGCCUCAGAUGCCCACUGCCACUACGUUGUAGUGAAGCUGUUCACUGAUAAGCUCAGGGAGAUCGAUGACACGGCGAUACACUCAGUGUUGUCAACCCUGGCUCUGCUCUACGCCCUGUACGGCAUCACAAAGAACUCUGGAGACUUCCUACAGGCUGGACUGCUGAGUGUGCCCCAAGUGAUGCAGAUUGCUGUUCGUAUCAAGGAGCUGCUAUCUCUGCUGAGGCGCAACGCUGUGGCACUUGUAGACGCCUUCGACAUCCACGAUAAGAGGCUGAAUUCAGUUCUGGGACGAUAUGAUGGGAAUGUCUAUGAGAAGAUGUUCGAGUGGGCUCGCCGCUCCCCUCUUAACGCCACAGAGGUCCACGAAUCCUUUCACAAGUACCUGAAGCCUCUGCGGUCCAAACUGUGAGCUGACCUGAACUGGACCUUCAUUCCUGACUGUGACCCUUCAACUCUGCAUUCAUGGACACAAGGUUAACUGUUGCUCUCAUAGCAGCCCCAUGAUGCUUUUCAUUUGCCAUCAGCUGGUAUAUACCUGGAAGCUGAACACAACCAGUCCCUCUGUAGGCCACGGUAGAUAGAAACCUAACCCUCUACAAUGAUGGAGAGAUGAUAAUAAUGGUUGGUUAAUAAAUACAUAAAUAAAAUACAGAGAUGGACAAAAAAAUGGGAACAAAACCAGGUAUGAAAAUCGAUGAAAGCACUUAUGAAUGAAAUCGGUCUCAGCCCCACAGAAAGAGCUUUAAUAAUACUAAAAAACAAUCAUUUACAGUUUUCGAUUGCCAUGUUUUCUAAACAGAACUUCCAUUGUAAAGUUUCUUGGUCUCUCAUGCUUCACAUCUUCAUUUUCUGCUGUGUGCCUGAAGCGUCCUCUCUGUGAGCCAUUUAAGGCAGAUAUGCCAUCUCUCUCUUUUUUUUUUUCUUUCUUCUAAGAAGAACAGAAUGCCAUUAUGAAUGUUACAUAAUAUCGAAGUGAAUAAACUAACAGCAACAUUUGUUUCCCCUGAUCACAAGGACCAACAUGCUAUUUAAAAGCACACGGCGCUGUUUGUCAUCAUUUUUGUUGAAAAGUCACUAAUUGGUUCAUGAGAUUUAUCAGGUAUGUAGAUAUCGAGUGACUUUCACAAGGUUGCUCAGACAAUCUGCACCCGUGAAUUAAAGAGUAUUAUUUGCAAUUUACAUAUUCUCCUGUAAAAUAAUGCAACAAAACAUUUUAGCAUUGCUGUUGGAUGAAACCACAGCGUGCAUCCCACUUUAGAAAGAAUUAUAAUUAUUGCACUUUAAAGGUUACACCAUUAAGCAUCAUUUCAAUCAAAAUGCGUAAUUUUGGCUCCAAAUACUUUGUUGUACAGCGGUGGCUGUUUUAUGUUGGUCAUAUCCUGCUUUGCAGAGAACAUUGGCUGUUUGAAUCUAUUUCGAUCACUUUAUUCAAGAUGGAAAAACCCCCCUCCAGCUGUAGUAGAGAACCAAUCUGGCUUUAUUCUUAGUUGCGUCACCUUGCUCAUCUGUUGCUGUGUAAUGAAUGUCAUACUUGACUAAUCCAACUUCACAUACACUGGCACAGAGGUUAAUUGUACUCCAUUAAUAGAAGCUUGGCUCAACAGACAGCUGAGAGGCCCAGAGAGGGACAACGUGUGAGACAGUAGAAUGAUUUGGGGCUUUCAAAGACUUACCGGCGAUUAAGUUCAGCACUUUGUGGUUCUAAAUUCCUCUGUUUCUGACAAAUUUGGCUCACUCACAUUGAUUUCACGUCAGGUAUGCAGACGUGUUUUGGAUCACUAGAUUGGACGAUUCCGCUAUUCCGUGCAUUCACAUGCUUUUGAAUGUGUUUGUGUGGCGGAAAGUUUUCUGCAGGUGAUGUUGCGAGGUUAAGUAUGUCAAGGAAGCAUGAAUUUCUGCCACCUAUUGAGCAUUUCUUGAUAUGCACUGUGUAUGUGUAAUAAUAUUCUCCCUCCCUACUGUGUGGGGUUGAUGUAAUAAGAAUGGUUGCACCCCAGUCAGCAUCUGGAUGAAUUUUUUGUGUGUGUGUUUUUAAUCAAGCACAGACUAUUAACUUUUAAUAAAUGCAUUACUAAUGUCCGGUGACGUUUAAUUCCAACUGACUGAAUUAUUCAAACAUGAUUAAAAUACAUUCAAACUGUGUAACUUAUGUUUAGGUGGUAGUUUUCCUGUUUUUGUUAUUACAGUUCACAAAAAUGUUUUCUGAAAAACUCUUAGAAAUUGACUUAACCAGCAGAAAUAGAACAUUUCAUAGAACUGGUAGACUUGUGCUCUUUUGUUUAUCUCAAACUGUAGUCCUUUUAUUUUUCUCUGUGAGCAAUCAACCGUGUAAGUGGGAGCUACUGAGAGUAAAAGUAGCAACGGAACUACUAAAAUACAUUUUUAUGAGAUUUUGUGACUGUGAUGACACUGAUGAUGAAAAGAGCUUUAUUCUAAAGCUGUAAACUGUAAAGAUGAUUUGUGUGAUAAUUAUGUGCCUGAGGAAGGUUUCUUUCCUUAACUAAUGGAGAAUGUUCACUCACAAGGCUCCUAGUGUUUCACUUUCUCAAACCUUUACACUUAUGAUUUCUGCACAGUGACUAAGCUGUUUGUUAAGCAUAUUUGUGUGAUAAUUUGUCAAUUUGCUGAUUUUUAAUGGUUGGUAAGUAAUUUGACCUGAGAUAUAUUAAUAAAAAAAUAAUUAUAAUAA
This is a messenger RNA of Stegastes partitus (bicolor damselfish), 5483 nucleotides long. It is a transcript of the gene acox1, whose product is annotated as acyl-CoA oxidase 1, palmitoyl. Gene Ontology annotation, molecular function: fatty acid binding; FAD binding. Gene Ontology annotation, biological process: very long-chain fatty acid metabolic process; lipid homeostasis; fatty acid beta-oxidation using acyl-CoA oxidase. The record is from RefSeq and is a predicted model, not a curated record. Gene Ontology annotation, cellular component: peroxisome. The transcript is spliced from 12 exons. NCBI's taxonomy places the organism in Eukaryota, Metazoa, Chordata, Actinopteri, Pomacentridae. Bases 1488 to 3203 code for a protein of 571 amino acids.